AUGGUGGCCGCGUGCGCGUCGUGCGUCAUCGUCGAGUGGAGAGCAUUGCAGCAGCACCUCUCCCCACAGCCCGCCGAACGGUCACUUUCGCCGAUCGCCUCGCCCUCCGCCGAGUGGCGUGCACUCGUUCCACGCAUGUGCGCAGAGCUGCAGGAGGCGGGUGUCGGGCUCAUCGUGGGAUCGCCGGCCAGCCAAGAGCUCCUCGAUCUGAUGCACGCCAUCCGAGGUGAGGUAUCGCGGCUAAAUGAGACGGCGGCACUGCAGGUGAUAGUGGCGACCGAUGGCCAGUCAUCGGGCUUCAUCGCGGACGGUUUUGCGCGGCGCAACCGUGAAGGUGGGCCGAUUGGCGCGAUCCUCAUCGAGGGUACUGCGCCCCCCGCAAGCUUCUCAGGGGUCGGGGAGGCGUUAAUGGACUGCACGCCAAUGCUCGUGCUCGUGCUCGAGCCCGAGGGUCUUGAAUCAGACAGCAUCGCGAUGGACGUGGCGGCGAAGCUGUGCACGGAGAGCUUCGACAUGGCGACGCCAGGCGCGCUGCGGUUGGCGGCUGCGGCUGCACGCGGUGGGUGUCCCGCGCCGGUGGCUGUGCUGGUGCGCCGUAGCGUCUCCACGUUAGCCGAUGUCUCGCAUCAGACCACGCCCACCUUGCCGGCUGUUGACGUUGCGCUGCAGUCAGCCGUGGCCUCGGUGGUGGACGCCGUGCGCAACGCAAAACAGCCACGCCUCCAUCUUGGCCUUGGGGCUGCCAAGGCGACACCUCUGGUCGUCGAGCUUGCGGAGAGGACGGGCGCCAUCGUCUCCACGACCUUCUCCGGCAAGGGUGUCUUCCCGGAGGACCACCCACGCUGGCUAUGGCCAGGAGUAGGGCCUGCAAUCCCACCCCCGCUUCGCACGCUCGACAAGGCGUGCGACGUGUGGGUCAUCCUUGGCGCACGGAUGGGAGAGCUCGCCUCCGCGCACUACAAUUGGCCCAGCCGUCGGGUCACGGUGUUUCACGUCGACAUUGAGCCGGGCGUGCCGGGCGCCAACGUGCGUGGCGCUGUGCCCAUCGUCGCCGACGUUGCUGCCUUCGUGCGUGAGCUGUUGAGGGCGCUCGAGUCGAUCGGCCACGCACCGGCCACAUCUGUGCAGGAGGAGCUAGCGGCGUGUGUGUGCAGAGCGCAUGCAGCGCUUGCCACAACCGUGGCAGACGAGGAGGCAGCCGUACGGGGCGCUGCUGAUACAUGGGUGAGCCCGAGCGUGCUCUUCCGGCGACUGCAGGCGUGCAUGCCAGACGCCACCUUCACCACCGACUCGGGCAAUGGCACGACAUAUGGCUCCGAGUCGCUCCGUGUGCGUGGCGCGCGAUAUAUGGGGCCCGUCAAUUACUCGAGCAUGGGCUUCGCAGUCCCUGCUGCGCUCGGCGCAGCGCUCGCCCUCGUGCGCCAAACUCGAGUCUCCGACUCCAACCGGAUCGCGGUUGCGACUGUGGGCGACGGCGCGUGGCGAAUGACGGGCCUGGAGCUCGCGUCUGCGGUGCGCGCCCGACUUCCCGUGAUUGUUGUUGUGCUGACAGAUGGCGAGCUCGGUAUGAUGUCCGGACUGCAGCGCGCGGCCGGCCAACAGCCGUUCUGCACGGUUCUGAACGGUUUCGAUGCGUGCGCGCUCGCGCGUUCCGUUGGUGCACCAGCUCGCCGCGUCACAUCUGAGGCCGAGCUUUCGGACGCCGUUGAGUGGGCUCAGCGGCACGCGACUACCUCUGGCCCCGUGCUACUAGGCCUACUCGACCGCGGCGCGGACAUGGGUACCUUCGUCAUGUUUUCUACCAUCACCAUCUGCACCGCAUGCGUCAUCCAACCGCUCUUCGUCCAGCCACUCUACGCCGUGUGCUCCGUCCUCUUCUCUCGCUCGCUAAUGGGUUCUCUCGCGCAGCCUGGCAAGGCGUACGGCUGGCACACGAGGGAGCAUUCGCGUUGGACCAGCGCGUUGGCACUCAACGCGAGAACGGCCACCUCUCUAACAAUGCCAAUAGCUCGACUAUGGACCGGCACGUCUUUUCCGCGCACUCUCUUCCGACUAGCGGGGGCCACCGUCGGACGGCACUCCGAGGUUCCUGCUCGUGGUGGCUUAUACCCCAUGCAGCCGGAGACGUCGUUGAUCACGAUUGGCGAAUGCUUCAGCACUGACGGGGCAGCGUCGGCUUACGCGCACAAUUUUGGAAAGGGCUACAUGGAGUUUCCUCCACUGACGAUUGGCGCCGGCGUACAUCUCUCGCACCUUGCUCUGGUCAAUCCUGGCUUGCACGUCCCCGAUGGAACGCAUGUUGGGCCAGCCUCCAGCGUAUCGAAGCUCACGCAGCUCGACGACUCGCAGUGCCUUACCGUUCAGGGCAACCCUCCCCGUCGAUGCCAACGCACGCAAAGUCAACAUUAUGUACACGAGGGGUCGAAUGUACGGGAAUGGGAGGAUGCGGCGCGUACCAUCGCCAGGCGCACAUCGCCGUGGAGGCAGCAAGGCGGUAUGGCCCAUUUGAAGCGUGGCUUGUUGAGCGAGCAAUACUCGGGGGUGAAUGCGCCUGGGAAGGAUGUGGCGUCCGGCGCCGGCGACGAGUGCUCGUCGCCGUUAGGAGGUGCCGAUUUGGAGCGUGGCUUGAAUGGCAUUGACAAAGUCAACUAUGUGGCACUCACGGGCCUUUCGUGUUAG
Emiliania huxleyi CCMP1516 is the source of this 2679-nucleotide messenger RNA. RefSeq lists its product as hypothetical. The record is from RefSeq and is a predicted model, not a curated record. Gene Ontology annotation, cellular component: acetolactate synthase complex. The transcript has a single exon. Gene Ontology annotation, molecular function: magnesium ion binding; acetolactate synthase activity; thiamine pyrophosphate binding. Gene Ontology annotation, biological process: L-valine biosynthetic process. Bases 1 to 2679 code for a protein of 892 amino acids. NCBI's taxonomy places the organism in Eukaryota, Haptophyta, Isochrysidales, Noelaerhabdaceae.